UUUUAUUUGUUUUGACAAGGAAUGUUUAGAAUUAUGUCUUUUAAAAUAGAAUAAAAUGAUUUUCUGACAUAAAAUCUCGUCUUCGGCUUAACUAUGUGACCAUGCUCAUCCGUUUACCUGUUUUCAGAUAAUUUAUAUGUUAAAAUUACUAGUGCUUCCGAGAAUAUAUUCCAAAUUCUUUGUAUAUAGUAAAGUCAUGGAUUCAGAAUUAUCUCAGAAAAAAGAAGUAUCACGAGAAGAACUUGUGGUUCAUUACAGCCUAAGUUUUAAAUAUGUUUGUCUUCUUACGGUGUCUUGUCCAUUUUUAGCUCUUAUUGUUUGUUUUGUUACGGCUUAUAUAUUUCAAGCAAAUGAUAUUCAUGAAACACAUUGUCGUGUGUACAACAUAAUCCCUUCUAUAAGUGCUAUAACAGGUAUAAGUCCUCAAAGGUAUCUGUGGAGAAUUAGCGUGGCAUUUCAUAUAGGACCGAGAUUUAUAAUUUCAGCAGUAUACCGAGCAUAUCAUCUGAAAUUAAUUAACCCAUUAGCUCAAUCAGAGGCUCAACUAAAAGCGCAAUUAUGGUUAAAAACUGCCUUUUGGUUAAAUGUUAUUGAAACUGGUUCUUUAUGUGGAGUUACGUAUAUUUCGAACAGGGAGAAUUAUCCUGUUCAUGAAAAACUCUUCAUAGUAUUUAUGAUAAGCAGCCUUACACAUAUGUUGGCAUGUAUUAAAGGCAUAAAGGCAGUUGCUCAAACUCGAAAUGAUAUGAGUCAUGUGCGCAAAGGAUUACAAAUUAAACAAAUGUUAUUGAAUAUAUCUCUCAUUAGUACAAUAGGCUUAGUCGGUUUCUUCCUUGAGCACAGACUACUUUGCCAUAGAAUGGCUUUUAGCAUGUUUGCACUUUGUGAAUAUGUAAUAGCUCUAGCAAACAUGGCAUUCCAUGUUACUGUCAUACUAGAUUUUCCCACAGAACAUGUCAUUGUUGCUAAAGGAGUAGUAGCCUUAAACCAGAACCCCAAGGAAUUCAGAAAGAUUGAGUAAAACAUAAUUUACUCUUUAUUUGAUUUAGUGCAUUAAUAUUUUGCUUCAUUGAUAGAUCAGAAAUAUUAACACUGGUACCUACUAAGAAAUUGUAAUCAGAAUAAUCCAAAAGAUAUUCUCGAAUUCUAGUUUUAUUUCCAUUAAACUUAUAAUGAUUAUACAUGUGUAGGUUUAUAUUUGAUGAUUUUAUUUGCAUGUGAAUGUGCAUGCGGAAUGUGUUCUAGUCAAUUAAUUGAAAAUUAUACUAAAAUGUAUUCAAAUUUAUGUUUUCAAUUCAUUUUUUAUUGUACUUCAUUGGAGAUUGUCUUGCUUAUUUACCAAACUUCUUUUUUCUUUAGAAAUUAUAUUUUUACAUUUUCAUAAAUCCUUAGCAAUUUUCUUUAUAAAGAGCAUUAAAUCAUAAUCUAAAUUUAUUUAAUUCAGUGAGUCAAUUCUUUAUUUGAGAUAUUAAAUGAAGUUCUCCCAUUUUGGAUAGGUAUGUGAAAUAUUAAUAAUUUUAAUUGUUUUUUUUUUACAUGGUUGUAUAUCCAGCUACAAGACCAACACUUGCAUUUAAAAAAGUUGUUAGAGCAGUUCAUAUUUAUUACAAAGUAAAAAAAUAUCUGCUAACUUAGCAUUGCAAGCAACAUACAUAUUUGUAGCUAAAUUAAGGCUUUCUAGUAUAAAACUGAAUUUUAAAGAAAUGUUGACAUGGAUUGAAUUAAUAUUAAGUUAUUUUCUCUCAAGUGAUAACAUUGUCAUAUUUUGGAAUCAUUCCAUUAUUUUUGGAACAUUGAUAUAGGUAAUUAAAAAAAAAAAGAUGACUAGCUGUAUAAGUAACCAUUUUCUAUCAGAAAAAAAAUAGGUAGUUUGGAAAGCAUAAAAUUUCCAUCUAUUAGGAAAUUGUCUCAUCUAAUAUCUGUUUUAAUGUUUUUGAUUUUAUACAAAGAUGUUUUAAAUACUAUGAAUUUAAUUUGAUUUGCUCAAUUUUCCAUUGUAACAUUAAUUAAGAAGUAAUGGUUGUGUAUUGAUUAAACACUUAUGUUGUAGGAUAGUAAUUCGGAUUAGAACUGAUAUUAGUCUUUACAGUUUUAACACUUAGAUGUACCAUGUGUUCCUAAUUAUUAUUGAUGUUGAUUAUGUAUUUUACAUUAUAUUUAUUGUAUUUUUUUUGUCAUGUUUGUGUUUAAUAUAAUGAGGGUAUCUUUAAAAUCAUUGAAUACACAUUUCUAAUUAAAAUUAAAAUUAGUGCUAAUUUUUAGCCUGUGGCAUUUAUAGUGAAAUUUACUUCUUAUGUUUAGUAAAAGUGAUUCUUCCAUUAGUUGACGUUAGUGAUAUUAUUUUUUUUACUUAUGGACUUUUAUUCAUAUUUUACAAUAACUAUUCUAGUCAAAUGAAACGUAUACAUAUCGAUUGUUCGAAUAAAUGAUUUUAAUAGCAUUUCUUUUAUUCCUUGCCAUUUAUUACUUUAAAUUAGAAAAACUAUUAACUGAUAAGGUAAGUAAAAAGUAAA
Anoplophora glabripennis (Asian longhorned beetle) is the source of this 2513-nucleotide messenger RNA. Its product is annotated as post-GPI attachment to proteins factor 2-like. The record is from RefSeq and is a predicted model, not a curated record. The transcript has 5 exons. Gene Ontology annotation, biological process: GPI anchor biosynthetic process. Gene Ontology annotation, cellular component: Golgi membrane; endoplasmic reticulum membrane. NCBI's taxonomy places the organism in Eukaryota, Metazoa, Arthropoda, Insecta, Coleoptera, Cerambycidae. Bases 137 to 1021 code for a protein of 294 amino acids.